Molecule: messenger RNA, 500 nt
Organism: Oppiella nova
Lineage: Eukaryota; Metazoa; Arthropoda; Arachnida; Sarcoptiformes; Oppiidae
Source: the annotation of a GenBank genome assembly
AUGGCGCGCAGUUGGCGCCAGUUCUUCAGCUCGUGGUACAAGUAUUUCUUCAAUUUACCACUACUUCCGGAACUGGUGUUACUGUCCAACGACUUGAGUCUGUUGGAAGAGUUCAUGAAGUCGGCCGACGGGCACGCCAUGUGUACCGCGGAGGACGUGGAGGCCUAUAAAUACGUGUUCUCAAAGUAUAAUAGCCUCACGUGUCCACUCAAUUACUACAGGGCUGUGAUUAGGAAGUACCGGUGCGAACUGCCCCGUAGUUAUCAUAUCAAAGUACCGGCGCUCGUUAUUUGGGGCAAACGUGAUAUAGCAUUAGUGCCACAAUUAGCCGAAGUGCACCGGUAUGUGGACGACCUGACGGUCCAGUACAUCGAGAAUUGUUCCCAUUGGACACAACAGGAUCAGCCGGUGCUCGUCAAUCAAUAUAUGAGAGAUUACUUAACGAGAGAUUGAGUUUAAAACUUAAUUAAUUGAUAUGAUUUUAUAGCAAUCAAAUAUAA